This is a messenger RNA of Klebsormidium nitens, 4266 nucleotides long. NCBI's taxonomy places the organism in Eukaryota, Viridiplantae, Streptophyta, Klebsormidiophyceae, Klebsormidiales, Klebsormidiaceae. The record is from the annotation of a GenBank genome assembly.
AUGGCGGGAUGUUUCGUUGCAGCAGCAGAAGUUGAGUGUGGGGCUGCUGUAGCUUCAAACCCUGGUGGCCUUCCCAAUAUUGGCAGCGAAGCUGGAGGAGCAGGGGCGGGGCUGGACGCGCCUGAGGAGAGUAGAACGGCACAGGUUCUGCGAGGGGUGGAAUUGUUUGUCAGCGACGGAAGCAUUGGCACUGCUCGUGUUCCCACAGACGCUUCUAACUCAAUCAUAGAUUUGCAGCCUGAACAAAUUUUCCAAUCCAGAGAAGCUCAGGCGCAUGCAAUUCCGUCCGGGUCCUUGCCAGAGUCUGCUGGGCAAGCCAAAUGCAAUCAUCUGGGAGCUGGGAGCCAGUCAGACGAGGGCUGUCAGUUGUCAAAGCCUAAGCCUGGUGUACUGCCCGAUACCAUCCCUGUACGUCCUUGUCGUAGCAGUGCUAGAGUAAGUGAGAAGGAGAGGAGGGAGUUGGAGAAUGCGGCCAGGGAGCAGAGCCAGACAUUUGACCAAGACAGCAGGGAGAGUAAGGAGCGGGGACGCAAGGACAGCAAGAGUGCGCCCAAGACAAGCAAGAGCGCUGUGACUGCUCCCCAGGAUGAGGCGCAUCCUGUUGCGGCAGAGGGCAGGCUUGAGAAGCAGGCGGAAGAGGAUGAGGGGAAAAAGCAGAUGGCGAUCGAGGGCGUCCUUCUGAGUGGGGACAGGAGUGAUGCAGUGAAACAAGCGCCGACUGGGAAAGAAGCAGUAGGUGCAGAGAAAGAAAAGGAUUUCGUCAAGGCUGGGUCUGGAGAUACUGCAGUUGAAAAGACCAAGAAAGCAGCAUACUGGACGCAUGAGGAAGAGGAGGCCUUUUUCAGUUCUCUGCGGCAGUGCGGCAAGAACUUUGAGAAGAUCCAAGCUAAAGUAAAGAGCAAAGACAAGGAGCAGGUGCGGCACUACUACUACCGGUGCAUCAAGCGGAUGAACAAGCUGCUGCAGCCGGGCAUGGUCCUGGACAUCUCCAACCCGCUGGUGGUCAACACGGCCAUGCUGCGCUGGUGGCAGGUGCGCGCCGACGUCAAGGGCGACAUCACCGACCUGCACCGCAAGCCGCGUAAGCACAAGCAGUUCCAGACAGCCUUCGAGAAGGCCAUCACCGCCGACCUGCACCGGAAGUCGAAGGCGCGCAAGAAGCAGGCGGCCAAUCCCGUGCAGCCAGCAGCAGGGGCCGCGGCGGCACCUCAGGCUGAGGCCUCCAGUGGCCCGCUCCCUGGCUCCGACCCUCGGUCUGCGUCGGGGCAGCCAGGACCUCCGGCCUCUGGCAGCGGAAGCUCUAUCCCGGAAGUAAUGCCAAGCGGCAAACCCGACAGCAGCAAAGCACAAACAGGUCCUUUCCCCAACAAUUCGGCUGCUCAUCUUGGCACUGGCAAGAAGAAUGAAGCAGAGGCGUUUGGUAGCAAGACUGGCGCACAACAAUCGAAGUUGAAGGACACUGGGGGGAAAGUUGCAAGGGCAGGAGGCAAGGCGCGGGCGGCACCAGCGGCAGGGCAGGCCUUGAUGGGCAAGAAGAAGGGGCUGCCGGGGAAGGGAAUCCCGAAGGCAAAGUCUUCUUAUCAGCAGAAAGGAGAUGGGGCGGGGCGGCAGCAGACGGCUGGGGGAAAGAAGGCAGUCGGACCAAAGCCAGGCACCAAGCGGGGCCGGGCUGAUGUCAAGGAUAAAGCAGGAAAGAGCGACAGCUCAGCCAAGCGACCGAAGGGCCGGGGGAAGGGAGCGGGGGAGGUGAUCAAUGAUGUGGGCAGCGUCUCAGAGGCAAGCCUAGCCUCCAGCAGGGGACCCGGACGGCCUCGGAAGGCCGCUGUGGAGAAUGGUGGGGGCGAGCAGGCCAGCAAGGCAUCUUCGUUGGACGGUCUGGCUGCAGCAGCGGCGCACCUGGAGAAGCUGGAGGCCGGACAGAGAGAAAUGGCGGCGGAGAAGGGCAGGGGGCCACCUGGCACUGGGGGCUUGCCAGCAGAGGGGCACGUGGUGGGGGUCCACGCGGCCGGGGGGGAUGCCAGGGCCGUGCGCGGCCAAGGGAACGCAGCGGGCAAGGACGAGGGGCAGCCAGCAGGGAAGCUCACCCUGCAGCUCUUUCCCUUUGAUGCUGAGACAGAGGAGCGCGUCAAAAAGGCCGGCUUCGUCCCCUUCAUCGAGCUCACCCUCAAGAGCAAGAAGUCGCUGGCCUCCAUCGCUCAGCACCUGGUCUCCAAAUGGAACCUCGACCAGCCCCUCGACCUGCAGUCUGCGCCCCCUGCGUCUAGCCUGGCCGGCUGUACUCUGCGCCUCAUCCCCAACAUCGACCGGGGAGAGGCCCUCUCCGCGCUCAGCUGGGGAGUGACGGACAAGUCGGUGGCAGCUGCGGAAGUUUUUGCUCUGGUUGGCAAGCCGGAGAUUUUCCGGCUCAAGUACCGCCUGCUCCCACCGAACUGCCCACUGCCCGUAACUGCACAGGCCCACUCCCAGGGGCCGCCCUUCGACCAGGCAGUGCCUCAGCAGCCGGGGCCCGGCCCCUGGCAGGGCCACCCGGGCCUGCCCCACAGCCCUUUGCGCCCACCUGGCCUCAACGCGGCCCAGUAUGCCUCCACCGUUUCUCGAGGAGCCUGGCCCCCCUGUGGCGCCGCCGAGCAGCUGCCACACCGCACGUACCGCACAGUCUCCCCGCACCUUCAGUCGGCCAGCCCCCUUCGCGGCCCUGCUGCCGCAGAUGCCGGUUCGCAGCGGGCCUUCUCCUGGGCGGCCGAUGCGUCAGUCGAGGCGCUGGGUCGAGGCUGGGAGCCGCCACCGCCGCGCUACAUGCCGGUCUCCAACAGUGCUCCACUGGGCAGGGGUCCUGGGGCCAACGACGGGGCUGCGUUUGGAGACAGCCUGGACCAGGCGAUGUUUGGGGGCAGAGGGGGCGGAGAGCACGCCGGCAUGCCCGUGGGAGGAAACGGGUGGCUGGACGACGUGGAGGGCUUCAGCAUCAGCGGGUUCCUAAAUGCCGACGGUUCCCGGGGGCCCGCCAGCAGCCCGUUUUUGGACGGCCACCGCUCGCGUUCCAGCCUGGGCUUGGGGAGCCCGCCCUUCUCUCCCCCACUCUGGAGCCCGGACCAGGAUGAUUUCCUCCUGCGCGCGCCGGCUUCGCUCGAGAUCCCGUUUGGGGACUCGUUGCUGCUGCGGUCACUUGAGAGCAGCAACGACGGGUUCCUGCCCGCCACGCGCGAGGUGAGCAAGAGCCUGGGCCGGCAAGGGUCCGCCCGGCGGGCUAGCAGCAGCGGCCUGGGGCGGUCCAGGAGCUCCGGGGACCUGGUGUCUCCAGCUAAGGGGAAGAGGGCAACAAGCAGUGAGACUGGGGUGGAGGAUGCAGAAGCUGAGCCAGGCGGCUGCAACGUCCGUCCCAGCAGCCCGCAGCCCCGCCCGAGUUCAGGGACGGCACGAGCCAAGGGAGCCGAGAGCACUGCUCCCGGAGGGCAACCGUGUGGCGAGGGUGCGGCUCAGGGACCAAGCGCAGAGGGCUCUCGGCCGCGUCGCCGGUCGCCGUCCACCGGUGCGGGCUCCCAGUUCCAGCUGAGCAAGGCCGUGCUCAGCGAGCAGCCGCGUACACAAGAGGCCGCGGGCACAGGGGCAGCUGCACUGGCCAGCAAGCCGUUCAUGGCGCUGUUCCCCUCUCUGCCGGGACAGUUGACGCAGGAGGAACUGCUGUCCGCCCAGGAAGGUGGCCCCGAGUCCACCACCCCCGCCCCGCCAACGUCGCGGGGUGCCUCCCCUUCGAGCGACGGGGACGCCCAAGUCCGAGCUCCAGAUGAGCAGGACCAGGCAGAGGAACGGGCGCCAAAAAGGAAAGCAAGAGCAAAGCCCAGAAGCGACGGCCGGAGCAAGCUUCAGAAGAGUCAGGCACAACCAGGCAAACGCGCAGCAGAUUUGUCGCAGGCUAACAAGGCAGCAGCGGCUGCCUUGAGUAGCUGUUUUGGAAAGUCACCGUUUGCGAGAUCGAGCUGGCAGAAUGCUUCGUGAGCAUCAACCAUUAUUUGGGGAGAUUGUACUGUUGAUCUACUGUCCAGUACAAAACACGCAUUGGCCGGCUUGAUUGACUACAUUGACUUCCUGGGGCAAGCGCUUUUCGACCUAGGCUAACAGUUGCUUUUGUUGGCUGGUUAGGAUGGGAUGUAUGAGGCGCACAUUACUUGCUUGCUCUUCACCUCAUCUCGAUUAGCCUGGUCCGAAGCUACGUCAUGAUAGUUGUGAUAACUUCUGGGGAUAUUUAGAUUUUAAUCUCGAAUCAUG